CGUAACAGUUAAACGUUGUACUGUACUUAACUCUGCUUCUCUUAUGCCUACACCAGAGGACGGAGAACCACAUGACUGUCUGGCAGAGCUGGCGCAAACAUGCACACCUCGCCCAGAUCUUUCGGAUACUCCCAUGGAGAAUCCAGACCUCAUUUUGUAUGUAGAUGGGUCAGCCUCGCGCUGCCCACAAACAGGACAGGGACAGGUAGGAUUUGCUGUAGUUUCUGACACUGAAACUAUGAUUGCUAAAUCUCUCCCAAACCAUUUGUCUGCACAGGCUGCUGAGCUCAUUGCCCUCACGGAAGCAUGUAAGUUGGCUGAUGGCUCAUCUGUUACCAUCUUCACGGACUCAAGGUAUGCUUUUGGAGUGGUGCACGACUUUGGUGCACUGUGGAAACACCGACAAUUUCUGAAAUCUGACGGUAAGCCCGUUUUACAUCAUCAUUUGAUCAAUGAUCUUUUGACUGCUAUUCUACUACCAACACGGGUGGCUGUAUGUAAAUGCACUGCACACACAGGAGCGCAAGAUGCUGUCUCUAGGGGUAACAGUCGUGCUGAUAUAGCUGCCAAAGCAGCUGCACGCCUGCCCCUCACACUUGACACCUUAGCUCACACUGCAGAGGAUCACUUCUCACUCCCAGAGUCUGUCAUUGCUAUGCAGACACAUGCUACACCACAAGAAAGACAACAGUGGAAAACAGUAGGGUGCACCUUUAACACUGGCAUCUGGCUAGGGCCAGAUUCUAAACCAUGUCUCCCAAAACACUUUUUCCCACAUUUUGCUAAGUUGACACAUGGGUUAGACCAUAUUUCAAAAGGGGGAAUGAUGGUAGCUAUCACACAGACAUGGUUUACAAAGGGGUUCACUACAUUUGCAGAAAAUUUUUGUAAAGCUUGCAUAAUAUGCGCACAACACAACAUUGGCAGAGGAGUGAAUGUAACAUGACAGGCAGCACACCAACCACCAACACGACCAUUUGAACAUUUGAUGAUGGAUUUUGUUGAGCUAACACCUUCAGAGGGGAAAAAACAUUGCCUCGUUAUGGUUGAUAUGUUCUCUAAAUGGGUGGAGGUGUUUCCGGCCAAAAGACAGACAGCUUCAGUGGUGGCAAAAGCUCUUAUGACUGAAAUCAUUCCCAGAUGGGGAAUACCUAGCCUUUUGUCUAGCGACAAUGGAGCUCAUUUUGUAAACUCAGCGAUAACACAGAUAAGCUUGUUUAUUGGGAUAAACAUCAAGACGCAUUGCGCUUAUCAUCCCCAGUCCGCAGGCUCAGUGGAACGCAAUAACGGGACAUUAAAAGCAAAACUAGCUAAAUGCUGUGCAGACACAGGCCUCCCUUGGACAAAGGCGCUACCUUUGGUCCUAAUGUAUAUGCGAAUGCGUACACAAUCUCGUUCCAAUCUCAGUCCGUAUGAGAUUCUGUUUGCCAGGCCUCCUUAUGUAAGGACAGAAAUGCCAAAGGCGGCAAUUCCCUCAACAGCUCUAUGUGAACAUGACAUGUUGAAAUACUGCACCCAACUUUCUUCUGCUCUUUCUGACAUAAGAAAACAGGUUUCAGCAGGUCUGCCUAGACCAUCUGAGGGACCACUGCAUAAGCUCCGGCCUGGGGACUUUGUGGUGAUCAAAAGCUUCAGGAGGAAGAGCUGGCAGUCCAGACGGUGGGAAGGACCCUUCCAGAUCCUCCUGGUCACUCACACAGCAGUCAAGGUCGCGGAACGAUCCACGUGGGUGCACGCAACACACUGCAAACAGGUUCCGGACCCAGGAGAGGUGGCAGGUUCGCUAACACCUGCAACAAGUGACGAGCAGGUUCCCUGCUGAGUCACCUACGAGGGAAAUCGAUUCAGAGACCAGCCUGACAGACGGCGUUCUGUGCUAUCUCUGAAAUCAAUCGGGGAAAAACUGGAGUUUUUCUCACUGAUUUGCAAACACACUGAAGGAGGAGAGAAAGUGUGACCAACAUACUGGUAUUGUACCUUUUUGACACAGCACAUUCCUGAAAAACACUCAUUCUGAUGCUCUGACACUCACAGCACAGUCCUUGUUUUCUUUACACUGAGGAACUGUUGACAUUCCUCUGUGACUCAGAGCAGUGUGCUCAGGCACAAACAUACAGGAGCAGAGUGCUGUGAUAUGCACACAUGAAAACUGAAAUGGUACCCUCCGAGGAGAUUAGGGUCCAAAUUUGUACUGAGUUUAUUCUUCAUUACUGCAUUUGUGAUUUUUGCAUUCGUAAUGUUAGAAAGAUAUGAUAAACCGCUGACUGAAGUAACCAUUUUUUCCAACACCACUUCUCCCAAUGACACAGACACACCCAGACACACUAGGAACACUAGUGAGGAGCAUGGGAGGGGAAAGCGAGUGACGCGUUCCACUACUGAUACCAUCUUUGACUCACACCAUGCGUUGGCCUGAUGAUUCUGGCGCAGGGUCUCUAGUGACCAUUGGUAUCAGAUUUUGACUUCACAAUGGGCAGGAAGAUGUAGUAUGAUAUAUUUGACACCUUCCAUUACAGUUAUGACUUCCCUUCUGCAUACAACUCACCACUAUCCCAUGUACGUGCCCACAUCUGAUGUUUCUGCUAGAGAAAAGCGAGAGGUUACCUGCCCAGGAACUAAAUUUGCAGCAGGAUUCUUUCCUUGGUAUGGAACAGUAAAUAAUGCACAUAAUAUUGAUCAGGUUCAGGAAAGUCUUGAGAAUUUGACUGCUAUGAUGAUUUCAGGGUUUGGAGAAUUUCCUCCUGUUAUGCGAGCUAUGAGAAACAUGCUAAUGCAGCAUCAGAUGGGAUUGGACCUAUUGCUAGCAGCACAGGGGGGACUUUGUCACAUAAUAGGCACACACUGCUGCACAUUCAUUCCAGACAUUUCAGGAAACAUCACUGACACCAUUCACCACUUGAACCUACUUUUAACUAAUCUCAAAGCACAGGACGUCCCAGAACACUAUGCAGGAUGGGACUGGUGGGCCUGGGUUUUUCAAGGGGGGUGGAAGGCUUGGUUAGCUAGAUUUGUUGCACCACUAAUAACUUUGAUGUUUGGUUUCCUGAUCUGUGUAUGCUGCAUAAUCCCACUAGUCAAGAAAAUGAUUUCCUCCAUCUUCAUGGUAAAUAUGAUACAGUAUCAGGCACUUCAGAAUACUGAGUCCUCUGACUUGUUUCGUCUGUCCAGGUAUGAUAAUGAGGUCCUGGACUCCGUUUCUGAUACUGUGUGAGACUGAUUAAAAUUUUUGUUUUAUUAUUUUUACUUAGACGUGAACGCUUGCUACAAUUAAAAAGGGUUUUUUUUGUACCUCUUUAAAAAACAGCAUUUCAGCAAUAGACAAUUAUAUCCAUAAGUUUGAAUCUUAAGAAGUAAAGGCUGAAUUUUGUGAUUAAUUAUGUUUGAAUCUUUAAGAAGUAAGGUUUGAAUUUUUAAAGUAAAAUUUAUUUGUGUGAUUGUUUUGUAAUCAAAAGGGUGGACUGUGGUGGCAAAUUUUAUUUUAACCAUUAUUGAUUAAUGAUUUUAACCAUUUGCUUAAAGAUUGUUUUAAACCUCCAUAAAAUGCUGUUCCUUCCUCUUAGACUCUUAAAGAUUAGAGAGGGACAGCAGCAGCCAUGAACUCUUAGCCUAGUGGUUUUUGUUGAAGAAACUCUAGCUUCUCAUUUUGUUUAACUUUUUAGCAGACAAAGUCGAGAAGGCCACAAACCAUGUCUCCUUCUGCCUCCUGAGAUAAACUAUUGUUUAGGCUAAUGUUGGGAACAGAGAGCA
This is a messenger RNA of Perca fluviatilis (European perch), 3747 nucleotides long. RefSeq lists its product as uncharacterized. The record is from RefSeq and is a predicted model, not a curated record. The transcript has a single exon. Gene Ontology annotation, molecular function: nucleic acid binding; RNA-DNA hybrid ribonuclease activity. Bases 44 to 946 code for a protein of 300 amino acids. NCBI's taxonomy places the organism in Eukaryota, Metazoa, Chordata, Actinopteri, Perciformes, Percidae.